Molecule: messenger RNA, 1081 nt
Organism: Actinia tenebrosa (Australian red waratah sea anemone)
Lineage: Eukaryota; Metazoa; Cnidaria; Anthozoa; Actiniaria; Actiniidae
Biological process (GO): DNA recombination; DNA integration
Molecular function (GO): DNA binding
Source: RefSeq, a predicted model, not a curated record
ACGCGAUUUUUUGAUGGCAGAAAUCAGUUUUAAUAAUGCUCACAGAUCUGGAGUAAUAGCUAACAUGCAGCUCACAGAAUUUGAGCGCGGACAAAAAGAACAAGACCAGAUAGUUGUCGACGUUUUUGAGCACAAAACAGUUCAUAUACAUGGACCAGCUCAAGUAGUUUUUGACCCCACGUUACACAGCUGGGUUAAUAUAUUUUUGAGAAAUGUAAGUUCCUGCUUACCAAACGCAGCUAAUGCUUCGCAGUUGUUUUUGUCAUGGAAUGGAGAGAAGAUGACGUCCGGCCAGAUAACAAUGUGUGUAAAAUCCGUUUGGAAGAAGGCGGGGUUAGAAGGGGUAGUUUCUGCCACAGCAAUGCGAAAGGCUGCUGUAACUGUCACUUGCGAUAACAAAGAAGCUGGCAUGAGUUCUGACGAAAUACUAUCGACUAAGAAACAAGAAAAAGAGACUGCAGCGGUUACCUCCAUGGAAACCUCCAUAGACACCCACGACAGUAGUGGAAAGAAAGUUGAAACCAACGAUGACGAACAUCGACCUUUUCGUUUCAGCAACAAAGAACUAAAAGAAAUAAGGAAAAUUUUUCAAGCAGAGAUCAUUGCAAAAUCAAUAUCAAUGGAUGAUGUAAGAAAUAAAAUCGAAAAAAAUGAAAUCCUGGAAGGCCUCAGACCGAGAAGGGUUUAUGACAGAGUUAGAUCUGAAUGGCGAAGCAAAACACAGCUAGACGACUCUUGCGCCUGUGUUCCCCUGGAGAUAGAAACCAUCAGAGAUAAAAUGGAAAGGAUAGAUGGAACUGAUGAUGACCAAGAUGAAGCCGCAAGCGCCUUUUCCGUCAGCGUGGUUUACCCAACUACUGAAGCCAGUCAGGGGCAUGGCAUAUUUUCAACGGGAGAAAUCUUUAUAAUUCAGAAAGCUUGUCGCGACAUCAUCGCUUUUGGUCCCAUCUCGAAAAUACGCAUCAGCAACCAUCUGGAGAAAACCGAGUCGGGAAAGAUAAUGUUGGAGAAAUUCACCUCUGAACAGCUCUUAAAUCGGGUUAAGUAUGAAAGAAGAAUGAAAAGACGCCAGACUAAAUAA